Kockovaella imperatae is the source of this 393-nucleotide messenger RNA. RefSeq lists its product as hypothetical. The transcript is spliced from 5 exons. NCBI's taxonomy places the organism in Eukaryota, Fungi, Basidiomycota, Tremellomycetes, Tremellales, Cuniculitremaceae. The record is from RefSeq and is a predicted model, not a curated record. The coding region runs from base 103 to 393 and encodes 96 amino acids.
UGGCUGGACUGAUAACUCUGCUUGUUCGUUCAACGUUGCAACAGUACACUCAAUAUACCUAGCCACAGAUUCCUAUACAGACCUCUGACAACGCGAGUCAACAUGUCUAGCGCUAAAAAAGUCAUCAUCACGUUCAAGAAGGGAUCCUCGGAGGAGGAAAGGGAACAAGUCCUGAGUGAUGUCAAGAACCAAGGCGAGUACCUCAUGAGGCUGGGACACUCUUGCGGAGAGAUCCUGCAACAGGACAAUCUGCACUCUACGAUCAUGCCCUUUGUCGUCGCUCAGCUCCAAGAAGCGCACUUUGGAUCUCUGCGAUACGACUCUCAGGGUGGUUCUCACAGCACGAUAGAGCAUGUCGAGGAGGACGGAGAGGUCAGAAUCCAACCAGUGUAG